Messenger RNA from Ictalurus punctatus (channel catfish), 7387 nucleotides. RefSeq names its product tubulin, gamma complex associated protein 6 (gene tubgcp6). Gene Ontology annotation, molecular function: microtubule minus-end binding; gamma-tubulin binding. Gene Ontology annotation, biological process: cytoplasmic microtubule organization; microtubule nucleation; mitotic cell cycle. The record is from RefSeq and is a predicted model, not a curated record. Gene Ontology annotation, cellular component: centrosome; equatorial microtubule organizing center; spindle pole. Lineage: Eukaryota; Metazoa; Chordata; Actinopteri; Siluriformes; Ictaluridae. The transcript has 25 exons. The coding region runs from base 290 to 6940 and encodes 2216 amino acids.
GCGGUCACUAAGGCAAAAUGACAGGGGUUCGAGUCUGUGUAUAUAUAUUUUUUCCACUCGUGAAGCGUAAUAGCAUUCCGCCCUGAAAGAGUGUUAAGUUGUAUGCGGUACUUAACUACAAAAUAAAUCACAUGGACUACUAGUUAGCUGGUUUAACGGUUUGUCGUGGUAUUUCCGGUUUUAAUAAUGCCCACGGUAAGACUAACGGAUGCAAACAUAACCACACUGCACUGCUACUGCUGUAUACUCCAGGAGCGAUCAGGUCACGUCAUACGCUGAGCAAGUCGUCAUGUAUAGUACCCGGGGUAUAUCUGAGAUGUCCUCUUGUCCCAUGAGCAGCAGCAGCAUUACAGGUCUCCUGUCUGCGCUCUGCGACUGCAGCCUGUCCGGAGUGUCAUGGAAGCGGCGCUCUUUUGGAGGCGUCUCCCGCGUGGGGCUCCACCGCGCCCUCCGAAGACGUGCGUACGCCACGCUGCUUUCCAAACUUUUCCAGGACAGCUCGGCCAAACCCUCCUCGGCGAUGGCAAACGCGUUAGCCGACACACCCCCUUACAACAAAAUGCUCAUGAUCUCCUUCGAGCUGCGCGUCUCAGGCCGUGCCGAGGACGCGGAAAGGCUGGAGGGCCUGCUGGGACAGCUGCGUGAAGCAGGCCGCUCCUCCGGUCUGACUGAGCUUGACUCUGUGCUGGAGCUCUUGGCACAGCUGGCAGGUUCAGGUCCUCCACUCGUGUCCUCGUUCAGCAGGGACUGCAUGCGGCGUGAACGGCCCGUGCUGCGCAGACCCGCGCUGCAGGGUUAUCUCAGCGAGGAGCUGCAGAGGCUGGAGAGCAGGACCUGGGCUCUGGUACUUGAGGAGGAAUGGGGAGCGUUCAGGGGUGUUUGUAGGACUCUCAGCGUAUUGGACGCUCCACCAGGGACUGGAUUGUUUGGUUUGGAGAGGAGGCUGGACGGAGAGGAGAGGUUUGAGAGAGACACCAGACUGUCUCUGUUUGGAGCGCUGCAGCACUCGCGGACAGCAGAUUUGGACGUCCGGCUGGACUUUCCGCCAGUCCCCAGUAACGCAGACGUCACGGGACUCAAUAUACGGGUUCCUCAGGGUUUGGAUCAGUCUGAGGAUGAAGGAUUCCAGUCUGCCUCCAAUCUGACUCCCGACUCGCAGUCUGAGCAGAGCCCCAGCCCGGAGCCUGACAUGUGGGAGGCCUUGCGCACUUUUGUUCCUGCGAGACGUCGCUGCUGGGAAAACGUGGGCUGUCCUCCAGGUCAGAAGGAGCCUCCAUACCUGACCGAAGCAGGCAGAGAGGCAUUCGAUCGGCUGUAUCGGCUCUGGGAAGGCGAGAUGAGGAACAUGCUCUCCUCUCAUACUCCCUCUCCUCUCCUGCCCCUGCCUCUGGACUGCCAGACGCAGCUAGUUAAAGACCUCCUCAACGUGCUUAUAGGCGUGGCGUCUGUUACUUUCCCCCUCAAUGAGUCGAGCGUUCAGUUUGACGUACGUGCGGACGUGUGCGUGUCGGGAACGUCCCCGGAGAGCGUGUCGCGCCUGUUAGAGGAGCUGGCGCGGUACGGCACACAUUACCUUCGCCUGAGCCGCUUCUCUCUGGGCUCUGCUGAUAAGAAAGGCCUGGUGUUUCAGGCGUUUACAGGUGGCCUGCGGCGCUAUCUGCACUACUACAGAGCGUGUGUACUAAGCACACCCGCGUCUCUCAGCCUCCUCACCAUCGGCUUCCAUUUCCGCAAGCUGGGCCGGCAGCUUAGGUACCUCGCAGAGCUGUGCUGCGUGGAUGGUGCUGCCGGUGCGCGCCAGGCUGCGUUCCCUGUGGGUGUGAAGCUUCUCUCGUACCUGUAUAACGAAGCACAGAGCAACUGCAGUAACGAGAACUACCCUGUGCUGCUUUCUCUGCUCAAGAGCAGCUGCGAGCCUUACACACGGUUUGUAUCGGACUGGAUGUACAGCGGAUUCUUCAGAGACGUGUAUAAAGAGUUCAUGAUCCAGGUGAACGAGGACUACCUCAGCUACAGAGAUAAGCAUUUCUGGGUGCAGGGCUACACUCUGAUCUCGCAGGACGCGGAGGACUGCGUGCCCGUGUUCCUCCGUCACAUCGCCAACGAUGUUUACGUCUGCGGAAAAACCAUCAACCUGCUGAAAAUCUGUUGCCCACAGCAUUAUAUCUGGUCGGAGGUGCCUGUGCCACGCAUCGCCGUGACAUUCUCUCUGCGGGAGGUGGAGGAAAUUGAGAGAGAUUGCGCCGUGUACCGCGGCCGCAUGGAGACCAUCGCCAAACACAGCGCCAUCAGCAGAGAGGAGCAGGCGUUGCGUACCGAGCUGGCACGCCAAGAGCUCAUCAAUCAGGUCAGAGAGUCAGCAGCCAAGACGCUGGAGAGCAUCCGAGGCCACCAGCUGUCACAGCGUCUGGCUGAGGAGGCUAAGAAGAGAGAGCGCUUUGAAGAGCUGAGGCAUCAGCUAGAGCUCGACCAAGAGUGGCGAAAUGCUGUUAAAAUGAAGCAGCAAGAGGAUGACUACAGUUUUGCCCGAGAGCUUAGAGACCGAGAACAGAGGCUGCAGGCCCUCGAGGAGCAGCUGGAGCGCAGGGCACGCAUGGACCUGAUCGCGCAAUACAGUCGUCUGUCUGAGGAGGCAGCUAAGAAAGAGCGGAGGGCACUGUGGAAAGUACAGAGGUUGAGACUACAUGAAGCCCGAGUAAACUUCCUAGAGCAGGACCAACACACCAUACAGGUUCUGCUUGUGAGACAUGCUUUAGGACAGGAAUGCCCCAGUCAGGAUCCAGAUCUUACAAAGAAAACACCUCAGGAUCAGCAGGAAUCCCACACUCCUGAGAUACAAAUGAAAAAUCUGACCAUGGAGCAAAAGCUCACUGCUCUUUCUGAUUCAACUCUGCCUCCUCCUUGCCCUCCUGCAGUUCUCCCCCCAUCCACCAGGAACUUUGAUGCUCUGAUCUCUGAUCAAAAUGACAUUACAGACUUCCUCAUGAAACGUCCACAUCCCACGGAUAGUACGGCGGUAACCAAGGCUCUACAAGACAUCGGCUGUGACCUGUCCGAAUUCUCUAAAAACCCUAAUUCAGACUAUGACUUCUCCUCCCCCUACAGCCCUCUGGAAUGCCUUAGGCCCCAGUCCCGCUCUGCUCAUCCCUCCCUAUCCCACCAAGUCCCAGAGCCUGGGGCAAGUCAACAUGGCCAUCCUUCACAGAAUUCAUGUCAUCUGGAGGGUAAUGCUGCCUCGGGGCAUACGUCACAUGCUAGUCCGAGUGAAUUACAGCCAGCGAAAGAGACACAAGAGCAAAACGUGGCCACAAAUAAAUGUCAGGAGACAAAUAAACUGCCUAAAGAGAAGAUGUUAAAUGAAGAACAGAAGGAACCUUCAGCAUGUGCUGUGGAUUUGAAGCCAAAACCACCAACGGAUAGCAUAGCAGAGGAGGCCAAAGCUAGUGAGCAGCUUGCUCAGCCCCUUCGGACAUCAGCUGAGCAAAUUCCAAUAGAUCUCACUCUGAUCACUGGCAGUAGCCAAGACUCUGAUCUCCAAAGCAAAUCUAAGAACAAUGUCUCAGGGGUAGCUAGUGUUUCCUCCUCCAAUACUGCCCAGGGUCAUUCUUUUAAUGCUGACAUAAGGACUGGCGGGCUUGUUUCUGAUGCUACCGUGGUCCUUCCCUCACCAAGUAUCCAUGGUCAUGCUUCUGAUGCUCAUAUUAAGGUUGGAGAGAAUGUUUCUGAGGUUACCGUGGCUGUUCCCUCCAGAAAUAUCCAUGGUCAUGCUUCUGAUGCUAAUAUUAUGGUUGGUGAGCAUGUUUCUGAGGUUACCAUGGCUGUUCCCUCCAGAAAUAUCCAUGGUCAUGUUUCUGAUGCUAAUAUUCAAGUUGGAGAGCUUGUUUCUGAUGUUAUCAUGGCUGUUCCCUCUCGAAAUGUCCAUGGUCAUGCUUCUGAUGCUAAUAUUAUGGUUGGAGAGAAUGUUUCUGAGGUUACCAUGGCUGUUUCCUCCAGAAAUAUCCAUGGUCAUGCUUCUGAUGCUAAUAUUAUGGUUGGAGAGAAUGUUUCUGAGGUUACCGUGGCUGUUCCCUCCAGAAAUAUCCAUGGUCAUGCUUCUGAUGCUAAUAUUAUGGUUGGAGAGAAUGUUUCUGAGGUUACCGUGGCUGUUCCCUCCAGAAAUAUCCAUGGUCAUGCUUCUGAUGCUAAUAUUAUGGUUGGAGAGAAUGUUUCUGAGGUUACCAUGGCUGUUCCCUCCAGAAAUAUCCAUGGUCAUGCUUCUGAUGCUCAUAUUCAAGUUGGAGAGCUUGUGUCUGAUGUUACCAUGGCUGUUCCCUCUCGAAAUGUCCUUGGUCAUGCUUCUGAUGCUGAUAUUAUGCUUGGAGAGAACGUUUCUGAGGUUACCGUGGCUGUUCCUUCCCGAAAUAUCCAUGGUCAUGCUUCUGAUGCUCAUAUUCAAGUGGGAGAGCAUGUUUCUGAGGUGACCACACUCACUGACUCUCGUAGUGUCCAUGGUCAUGUUUCUGAUGCCCAUAUAAAAAAAGGAGAGCUGGUUUCUGAGAUUCUUACUCCUCUACCUUCACAAAAUAUCCAUGGUCAUGCCUCUGAUGCUUAUAUUAAGGUUGGAGACCAUGUUUCUGAGGAUACCAUGGCUGUUCCCUCCCCAAAUAUCCAUGGUCAUGCUUCUGAUAAUCAUUUUCAAGUCGGAGUGCUUGUUUCUGAUAUUACCGUGGCUGUUCCCUCUCGAAAUGUCCAUGGUCAUGUUUCUGAUGCUCAUAUUCAAGUUGGAGAAUUUGUUUCUGAGGUGACUUCACCCACUGCCUCUCGCAGUGUCCAUGGCCAUGUCUCUGAUGCCCAUAUAAAAAUAGGAGAGCUGGUUUCUGAUGUUCUUACUCCUCAACCGUCGCAAAAUAUCCAUGGUCAUGCCUCUGAUGCUCAUAUAAAGAUUGGUGAGCAUGUUUCUGAGGUACCCACCUUAACCCCUUCACCUAAUAUCCACGGCCAUGCCUCUGAUGCUCACAUAAAGGUGGGUGAGUAUGUCUCAGACGUUGCUCUCUCUCGCCCUCGUUGGAGCAAACAUGGCCACUCUUCAGACAGCACUCUUAAGGUUGGCUGUCUGAUGCCGGAAGCUCAACCAACACAUUCCCCAUUGCCAGGCAGUGCUUAUGGUCACUCCUCAGACUCCACACUAAAGGUCGGCUGUGUCGUAUCUGGUUCAGACCCGGUGCUUUCCCCACUCCCUGGUAGUGCCUAUGGGCACUCGUCAGACUCGACACUGGGUGUGGGGUGUGUGGUGAUGGGGCCACAGGUCCCUAAGCAGCCGCCUCUCCCGGGUAGUGCCUAUGGGCACUCGUCAGACUCGACACUAGGAUUGGGGUGUGUGGUGAUGGGGCCACAGGUCCCUAAGCUGCCCCAUCUCCCGGGUAGUGCCUAUGGGCACUCGUCGGACUCGACACUGGGCGUGGGGUGUGUGGUGAUGGGGCCACAGGUCCCUAAGCAGCCCCCUCUCCCUGGUAGUGCCUAUGGACAUUCCUCUGACUCUAGCCUGGGUGUAGGCUGCGUGGUGCAGGGGAUCAGACCUGGAAGCUCUUAUAGUGAAGACCCUCAGACAGGAUCCAAUCUGCCCCCAGACGACAAGAACAAGCAAGACAGCCAAGAGGCACAGGCUGCUUCCCAAACUCAGCUGCUCAAUCUGGGUGAGGGUCUCGCUGCCUGGGCCCAGGGGCUAGGACUGUCCCCGUUGGAGAGACCAGAAGAUGACUACCUCCUCAAGCUGGCCUCUCAGUACCACGCUGAACAGUACGAGGAUUCCUUCAGGCAAAUGAUGUCAGCCCCCGACGCACAGCUCCUGCAGCAGGUGACCCGCGGGCCGAACGUUCUGCCAACGGACUCGUCUCUGCACUGUGCUACAGACUCUACUGCUGUGCAGCUCAGCGAGAUGAUGCCCCUCCCUGUACUCAUGAAACACUCUGUCACCACCCCACUCAUCACACAUUUGUCGAUGGUGAAUAAGGCUGUGGUGGAUUAUUUCUUUGUGGAGCUGAGCGUGAAGAAGCACUUUGAAGCUUUGAGGCACUUCUUACUGAUGGAAGACGGGGAAUUUGCGCUGUCACUUACUGAUCGGCUGUUUGAGAAGUUGGGCAGUGGACAAACCCCUGGCGAGCUGCUGACUCCCCUGGUGCUGAACUCCAUCCUGAACAAGGCCAUGCAGUACAGCGUGCACGGCGACAGUGAGCUGGCCACUAACUUCACGUUUGCAUUACGCUACCUUCCCGAGGUGUUCCAUCCCCACGCUCCCGACUCACUCAACUGCCUCGAGCUGCGCUACAAGGUGGACUGGCCUCUGAAUAUCAUAAUAACGGACAGCUGUAUGAAUAAGUACAACCGGCUCUUCUCCUUCCUGCUGCAGCUCAAACACAUGGUGUGGUCUCUCAGUGAUGUGUGGUUUCAUCUCAAACGCACAGCUCUAGUAAAGGGAGCAGGACGCUCGGUGCAGUUCCGUCAGCUGCAGCUAUACAGACAUGAGAUGCAGCACUUUGUGAAGGUGAUCCAGGGCUACAUCGCGAAUCAGAUCCUGCAGGUCUCCUGGAGCGAGUUCACACAAAAACUCAACAGCGCCAACGACCUGGACGCCAUCCAUCACACACACGCAGAGUACCUCAACAGGGCCAUCUUCAGGGCUCUGCUGACGGAGAAAGCCGCUCCUGUGAUGAACAUCAUCCACAGCAUCUUCAGCCUGAUCCUGAAGUUCCGCGGCCAGCUGAUCGCUCAGGCCUGGCAGAGUCAGCAGGGUGAGACGGUGCACCCGAGCUUCGUCGCCAUGCAGCAGUCUUACAACACGUUCAAAUACUACUCACGCUUCCUGUUCAAAGUGGUUUCCAAACUGGUCGAUAAAGGCUACCAGCCUCAUUUAGAAGACUUUCUGCUGCGUCUUAACUUCAACAACUACUACAAGGACUCGUGACGUUUUUCCGCCUCUUGAUCAUGAAACGGAGUUUUCCCCCAUCGCUUCUUCAGGCUCACGCCGGAGUCAUGAAAGGCUUUCUAUAUGCAAAUGAUCUCCUUCUAGCCAUUGUAGCUAUCCUGCAGUGAGAGUAUACAGUGCUAUAAGUAUUAUAGCUGUGUGUGUGUGUGUGAGAGAGAAAGGAAUGUGAUUUAGCGUUUCACUUUUAUACAGUCGGUUCAGCACUCACCUGGCAUUCAGGAAUUUUCUCAGACUACUUCGUUCUGGAAUAAAGUUGACUCGAGCGUCUCUUCGCGUUUUGUCUUCUGGACAUUGAGCAAAAUUUCCUGCUCAUUUCUGUUCUGAGCUGCAGACGCAUGAACGAACAUCAGUGCCUGCGUACAUUCGGUCCCGCUUGUCCCAUUACUGCUGUGUUACAAUUGAAAUAAAAUAAAGAAGCUGAAAGAU